Dovyalis caffra is the source of this 702-nucleotide messenger RNA. NCBI's taxonomy places the organism in Eukaryota, Viridiplantae, Streptophyta, Magnoliopsida, Malpighiales, Salicaceae. The record is from the annotation of a GenBank genome assembly.
AUGGCAGUUCCAGUGAUUAAAUUUCCGACCUUGAUGAUGGUAGUGAGGUUAAUGGGAGUGGUAGUCACUUCUCUUGUCUUAACAUGGACAAUUAAUUACAGAGGAGGAUUGGCUCUUGUCUCUGAUAACAAAGAUCUCAUCUUCAAUGUACAUCCUGUUUUAAUGGUUAUUGGGCUUGUACUGUUGAACGGUGAAGCUAUGUUAGCCUACAAAACGGUUUCGGGAACAAAAAACUUCAAAAAAUUAGUUCAUAUGACAAUACAGUUCCUCGCUUUUUGUUUAAGCUUGAUUGGCUUAUGGGCUGCUUUGAAAUUCCACAAUGACAAGGGCAUCGACAAUUUUUACAGCCUACAUUCUUGGUUGGGACUAGCUUGUCUUUUCCUCUUCGGGAUCCAGUGGGCUGCUGGGUUUGUAACCUUUUGGUAUCCAGGAGGCUCAAAGAAUAGCAGGGCCACCUUGCUCCCAUGGCAUGUGUUCUUUGGGGUUUAUAUUUACGCACUUGCUGUUGCCACUGCUACUACUGGUAUUUUAGAAAAACUCACAUUCCUACAAACCAACAAGGUAAUAUCCCGCUACUCCACUGAAGCUUUGCUGGUGAACUCAUUGGGUGUCCUGAUGAUUGUUCUGGGUGGUUUUGUUGUUCUUGCAACAAUUACUUCCCUGAAUAGCAAAGUUGACAUCCCCAGAAAUGCAGCAGAGUAG